Molecule: messenger RNA, 1299 nt
Organism: Olea europaea var. sylvestris
Lineage: Eukaryota; Viridiplantae; Streptophyta; Magnoliopsida; Lamiales; Oleaceae
Exons: 3
Coding region: 104-1018 (304 amino acids)
Molecular function (GO): polysaccharide binding
Source: RefSeq, a predicted model, not a curated record
CAUUCCUAACACAUAUCUUCAAAAUCCCAAGCAAAGAAAAGAAUCAUUCCUCAGCCAUCACAUUUUUGGUACAUUUUCUCUUCCAAAUCUCUGAUUUUCAUCCAUGGAUUGCUUCCUCCUGACCUUAUUGUUUAUCGUACUUCAAACAUUAGUCUCGGUAGGUUAUGGAUCUAGCCACAUUAAUGCGUGCAGAUCAUUCUGUGGUAACCUUACAAUUGAUUACCCUUUUACUCUUCAAACUGGAUGUGGGCAUCCAGGCUUCCGAGAACUCUUAUUUUGCAUCAACGACGUCCUCAUGUUCCACAUUAGUUCUGGAUCGUAUCGUGUUCUAGACAUAGACUAUACCUAUCAGUUCCUCGUAUUAGACGACCCUCACAUGUCGACCUGUGACGCCAUGGCGCUACAAGGCCGGGGCAAUGGAUUCGUGGUCGAGGAAUGGCGUGCGCCAUAUUUGAAUCCAACACCUGAAAACAUGUUCAUGCUACUCAAGUGCUCGCCUGAAUCCCCAUUGUUCCAAGGUUUCCCCGGGAAACACUUGCCCUGUCAAAAUGUAUCGGGGAUGAGCUGCCAAGAGUACUUUGGCUGCCCGGCUUGGGGCAUGUUCGGACCUAAACAUGUCGGGUUGAGGCCAAGGUUGGGCCCGCUCGAGUGCUGUGCACUGCCAUUUGAAGCCAUUAAGGCUGUGAAUCUUUCGAAACUAGAUUGCCAGGGUUAUAGUAGUGCAUACAGUCUUGCUCCCCUGAGAGUGGCAGGGCCUGGUGAAUGGUCUUAUGGGAUACAGGUUAAGUACUCUGUACAAGGCAAAGAGACAUUUUGUCAAACAUGUGGUGCCACUGGCGGAUCUUGUGGUUAUGAUAUUGAACAGAACAGUGAUUUGUGCAUGUGUGGGAGCUGGAAUUCUACAUCUAAUUGUGACACAGUCCACUCAUCAUCGGGCAGAAGAAAAUGGUCUUUAAUGGUUGCAAUCGCAGGGUUCAUGAUAUGUAAAGCUAUUUCGAGAUAUCCCACGAAGAAUUAGAAUUUUAAACGUAUAGGGCUUGAAGGGUGUGCUAGCCCGUGCCUAAACAUGGAGUAGACAAAUGGUCUCGGGGCUCAACUUAAGGUUGUUACAAUAUUCAUGUAUGUCACUAAUCAUACUCGAGAGGAAUGAGAUUGAAGAAUGAAUUUUUCACUUGUUUUCAUCUUUGAAAUUGAUCCUAUUACGGAAUGUGAAAAUAUUAGAUUAGAUUAAUUUAAUACAAUGAAGUGUUUGUUGUGAACUUUUUUAAAUAAUUUGAAAUGUUAUUUAUUUCGUGAGUA